AUGGCAACGCCAACCGGGAAGACGUCAAAACAAAAGAGCCGCCCGGUAAAGGUGGUGAAGGAUGACCGAAAGCUGAAGCGAAAACGAGAAAUCCAAAGCAUAGAAUCGCUACAAGCCGCUGUUGACGAGCUCGACCUGAAGGCGACGCCGACGAAUUUCAGCGACGUGCCGCUAUCAGAACCGACGAAGAUGGGCCUCCGCGACUCACACUUCGAAACGCUGACGGACAUCCAAUCCAAAGCGAUCCCGGCAGCGCUGCGGGGAUGCGACAUUCUGGGGGCAGCCAAGACGGGCAGCGGCAAGACGCUGGCCUUCCUGGUGCCGGUGCUAGAGAAACUGUACCGGGCACGGUGGACGGAGUAUGACGGCCUGGGUGCACUGAUUAUCUCGCCGACACGCGAGCUGUCGGUGCAGAUCUUUGAGGUGCUGCGCAAGGUCGGACGGCACCACCGAUUUUCGGCUGGACUCGUUAUUGGAGGCAAGAGCCUGAAGGAGGAGGCAGAGCGGGUUGGACGGAUGAACAUCUUGGUGUGCACGCCGGGGCGGAUGCUGCAGCACCUAGACCAGACAGCCAGCCUGGAGGUGAACAACCUGCAGAUGCUGGUGCUGGAUGAGGCGGAUCGGAUCAUGGACAUGGGGUUCCAGUCGGCGGUGGACGCGCUGGUGGAGCACCUGCCGCAGGGCCGACAGACGCUGCUGUUCAGCGCGACGCAGAGCAAGCGGGUGUCGGACCUGGCACGGCUGAGCCUGAAGGACCCCGAGUACAUUGCGGUGCACGAAGCGGCGGCGGCGGCAACACCCAGCCAGCUGCAGCAGCACUACGUGGUGACGCCGCUGGCCGAGAAGCUCGACACGCUGUACGGGUUUAUCCGGGCGAACCUCAAGUGCAAGAUGAUCGUCUUCUUCUCGUCGGGCAAGCAGGUGCGGUUUGCAUACGAGGCGAUCCGCCACCUGCAGCCGGGCAUCCAGCUGCUGCAUCUGCACGGGCGCCAGAAGCAGGUGGCACGGCUGGAGAUCAUCUCGCGCUUCUCGGCCGCGAAGCACGCCUGUCUGUUCGCGACAGACGUGGUGGCGCGCGGCGUGGACAUCCCCAUGGUCGACUGGGUGGUGCAGGCGGACUGCCCGGAGGAUGCGGACACGUACAUUCACCGCAGCGGACGGACGGCGCGGUACGAGAGCGCGGGCAAGGCGAUUCUGUUCCUGGACCCGAGCGAGGAGGACGGCAUGGUGCGACGACUGCAGCAGAAGAACGUGCCGAUCCACAAGGUGAAUGUGCGGGAGAAGAAGAAGAAGAGCAUCCGGGAGCAGCUGCAGAACAUGUGCUUCCAGCAGAACGACAUCAAGUACCUGGCACAGAAGGCGUUUAUCAGCUACACGCGGUCGGUGCACCUGCAGAAGGACAAGGAGGUCUUUGAUCUAGACAAGCUGGACCUGGACGGCUUUGCCCAGAGCAUGGGUCUGGCGGGAGCGCCGCAGAUCCGAUUUCGCAAGGGCAAGGGCGGCGAGACGGCAGCGGACGAGAUCAAGCGGUUGAAGAACGCGCCGCGGGCGCUGCUGUCGAGCGGGUCGGAGUCGGACGGAUCCGACGGCGAAGGCAAGACGCGGAAGAAGGGCGAGGUGCGGACCAAGGCACAGCGGAUGUUUGAGCGGACCAACCAGGACGUGUUGACGAAGCACUACCAAAGCCUGAUUGGGAAUGAGUCGGAGUCGGAAUCGGAGGAAGGCGAGGACGAGGGCGAGAAGGCAGCACGCAAGGCCAAGUCGGUGUCAGCCAAGGCCAAGCCGACGGCGGCAGCAGCGGAUGAGGGCGGCGACUUUUUCUCGGCGAAGCGGGUGAUGGACGACGCAUCGCUAGCGGUAGCGGCAGGCCUAAAGACGGGACCGGACGGACAAGCGGAAGCGGUCGGAGCGGCGACGUUUACGACGGCCAAGGUGCUGCGGCUGGGCGGCGAGCGGGAGCUGGUGAUCGACUCGAAGCGGCGAGAGAAGAUGCUGCGGUCGAAGAAGCAGCUGCUCCGAUUCAAGGGUACGGGCUCGAAGCUCGUCUUUGACGACGACGGCAACGCGCACCCGCUCUUUGAGCUGCAGGACGAGGCGGCCUUCCGACAGCAGGGCGCGCCCGAGGAGCAGCGCCAGCGCUUUGUCGACCAGGAGGCCGACCGGGUCCGCUCGGGCGACGUCGAGGACAAGGCCACGGCCAAGGCACGGCUGCGCGCCAAACGACUCAAGCGGAAGCUGCGCGAGCGAGAGGAGGAGCAGGGUGGCAGCGAUGGCAGCGACGGCAACGACGGCAGCGACGGCGAGAUCGAUGGUCCCCAGUUUGGCGAAGACGGCAGCGACGGUCUCGCGCUGCUGCGGUCACUGCCCCUGGCCGGCGAGCGCGACGGCUACGACAGCGACGAGCCGGCACCACCGCCCAAGAAGCAGAAGAAGUGGUUCCAGCGCCACGACAGCGACGACGACGACACGGCCAAGAAGACGACCCGCCAGGACAAGCGCGUCAUCGAUGUCGCCGAGAUGCCCGACAAGCUCGAAGACCUCGAGGCGCUGGCGGCUGGCCUGCUGGACGGCUAG
Molecule: messenger RNA, 2574 nt
Organism: Grosmannia clavigera kw1407
Lineage: Eukaryota; Fungi; Ascomycota; Sordariomycetes; Ophiostomatales; Ophiostomataceae
Product: dead box RNA helicase
Exons: 1
Coding region: 1-2574 (857 amino acids)
Biological process (GO): rRNA processing
Cellular component (GO): nucleus
Molecular function (GO): ATP binding; RNA helicase activity; nucleic acid binding
Source: RefSeq, a predicted model, not a curated record